Molecule: messenger RNA, 3343 nt
Organism: Trichomycterus rosablanca
Lineage: Eukaryota; Metazoa; Chordata; Actinopteri; Siluriformes; Trichomycteridae
Product: nuclear body protein SP140-like protein
Exons: 25
Coding region: 98-3193 (1031 amino acids)
Biological process (GO): regulation of transcription by RNA polymerase II; inflammatory response; innate immune response
Cellular component (GO): nucleus
Molecular function (GO): DNA binding; DNA-binding transcription factor activity, RNA polymerase II-specific; protein binding
Source: RefSeq, a predicted model, not a curated record
GUGGAAUUGACGCAGAAUGGAAAUGAUCACUUACUAGCACGUUUAUGUCAACAAACUCCAUCAGAAUAAAGGUGAAUAAACAGUUACCUCGACCCACAUGGAUCCUCUGGAUUUUGUAACAGAUGAAGAGCUGAGUGGCUUUUUUCACUAUAAGAAGACAGAGAUUUCUUGUAUGGAGGAACCACAAACCUUCCUGAACCAGCUCCGGGACCACAAUCUGGUACAAGAAGAUCUCUACCAGAAGGUGAUGAGGAUGAAGAGUAAGGAGAGAAGGCAGAAGGGUGUUUAUCAAAUUCUGGACCAACUGGAGAAGAAGCGAGGGCAUUGCAUUAAGGUAUUUUGGAGCUGUGUGUUUCAGGAUCACAUCCUUCAAAAAUAUCCAGUGCUGCGUCUGCUCCGGAACAGUCUUAUGGAUGGUUCCUUUCGGUUCUACGAGCAGCUUCCUGAUGCACCGGAGGAACCAAACAAGAAUGAGAAAGAAUCAGUCCAGAAAAAAGAAAAGACAGGAAAGGAAAUGAAAACGGAACUAAAAAGAAAGAAAAGCACUGAGAAGACAGAGGAGGAAGAACCAGGUCCUUCAUCUUGCUCCACACCUCAACAGAAAAAACCAGAGAAGAAACCAAAAUGUUCAUCCCCAUUAAAGAAAGGAGAGAAGCCGGAUGUUUGGACUUGGGGAUUUUUCAAAACUCAGCUCUUAGUCACAUGUGGAAAUAAGAAAGGCACACUGUACAAAGAUAAACUGGCCAAAGGUGAAAAGUGUAUUUUAUCUGAGAAAUGCUGGUUCACUCCGGGUGGUUUUGAGAAAUUUGCAGGAAAGGAGAGCAGCAAGAACUGGAAACUCAGCAUCCGCUGCCAAAACACCCCCCUGCUGAAACUUAUAAAGAAAGGGCAUUUGAAGGCUCCACGUGCAAAGAGGAGCUGUGUCCGGGAGAAAGUGCAGUUUACUGACACCUCUCCAGAAAGCUCCAGCUCUUCAGGAAGCUCCAGUCCUCAGUCAACAUCCAGUGUGGAGCUGGUGGAAUUAAGUGACGAUGACCAGGAUGAGCAGGGAAAGAAGGAAAUCAGGUUACAAGAAGAAGUGGAAGAGGAAGAUGAAGAGAGUGAACCAGUGGAUUUGUCUAUAUUUGAGGCUCCUUCUUUACCAGUCAGUUGUGGUUCUUUUAGUGGGGUCUUGUAUAAAAGCAGAUUUACAGGGGCAUGUAGUAAAAGCAUCCGCACAGAGGAGCGCUGGUUCACCCCUGAGGAGUUUGUAAACCAGGAAUCCACAUUGACAGAUGCCCACUGGAGGAAAGAUAUACUGUGUCAUGGCAAAACUUUACACUACCUGGUAAAGAAGAAGAUCCUGUUUUUUCAUUCGCUGCUGUGUCCUUGUGAUCACUGCCAUAACAAGGAGCCUGAUAAUGAUGACAUCUGCUUCAUUUGUAAUUCUGAAGGAGAUCUGGUGUGCUGUGAUGAGUGUCCUCGCGCUUUUCAUGAUAACUGCCAUUUACCAAACCUGCAAAAAGAAACACUUGGGGAUAAAUGGACGUGCACCUACUGUGUGUUGAAGGCCUACCAGGGACUGUGGCUUCCCAUGACCCAAAAAGAAGUUCUAAACAGGCCUUUAUCUGGAAACAUUAUGCGCUGUGAGUAUUUGCUGUUGUGUUUGUAUAAAGAGGAUCAGCUGCGAGUGUUUACUGGAGACCCCACUGUAACAGUGGAGGGGUACAGCAGAUGGAUCUCAAAACCCAUGUGGCUGGACCGAGUGAAGACCAAGCUGCAGAACAAAGAAUAUAAAACAGUGGGAGAGUUUGUGAAUGACGUCAGACUCAUCUUUCAAAACUGCAGCAAAUUUAAUAUGGAUAAUGUGUUUGACAGAAUGGGUUCCAGAAUGAACAAGAUCUUUGAACAGGACUUUCACAAAGUUUUUAACAUCGUCAGCCAUGUUGGCUCACUGACCUACAAUGAUCCAAGACAGAUAAAUAAGAGUAACAUCAACCCAAACAAAACUCUGGAUUUUCCAGAAGAUAAGGGAAAAAUAUCUAGCAUGAAGGAAGAAGACAACUUCCCCAACAAGCUCCACAUCCACAAUCAGCUUUUAGCAAACACAGAAGUAUUCACUCCUAAAAUAACAACAUAUGAGGACAGUCAUGUGUACAGGUUUUUGUGCUCUAAUGCUGGUCAGUUUCAGUGUACAAUGACCAACCUUAUCUUUAAAAUGGAAAGGAAAGCAGAAGUGCAGUAUGGAGUAGCCAAUUGGGAAAGCAGUCAUUUGGAUGGUAUAGGUGAAAUGCAGCCUGCAGGACCUUUGUACAAUAUUGAAUGCUUUAAAGGUUCAAUUUAUCAUCUGCACCUCCCACACUGUGAGACAGAUAUAGUAGAACAUUCAGUUAAACUGGCUGUGGCACAUUUCACUGGUGGUAAUUUAGAGAUCAUACAGCCUCUCAAAGUGACGGACUCACAUGUGAUCAUAGAUGUCCAAGGGCUCUCUCUCUUUGGGCUUUUAAAAGUGUUUGAAAAUAUGCUGUUUCCCACCAAACCCAUCAAUGCACAGGUUUUGCUCUUCCAUGAAAAACUGACUGACAUACAAAUAAGUAAAUUAUACAUACACUUGUUACCAGGAAACGUGCCAGUUGAAGAGGUAAAGAAACAUCAACAGAGCUGUACAUACAUUAAGACCAGCUCCAGAUGUCAACUAAUCCCCUGCAGACAAUACAAACCAUGCUGUGGUACUUACAAACCCCAGCCAAAGAUUGAAACAUUUGAUACAGACUACGGCCCCAACUAUCACCCCACAUUUGAGGUACUCAUUAAUACCAAGGUUGAAGAAAUCACAGUAGGUCUUUUGGAUGAAAAUGACCAGGAGGUGUGGGAGCCACGACAGGUCUUUCUUACAGCAGGUUGUAGUCAGGAUGCAGCCACAUCUAAUGUGCAAAAUUCAGGGGCAGAAUUUGUGGAUAGACACAGAGAAGCUCUAAUUCAGAGAGUCUCUUCAGUAAUGGAAAUGGCCGACAGUUUACUAAGCAGGAACAUAAUAAGUAAUGAAGAUUAUGACAUGAUUAGAGUGGAAAAAACCUCCCAAGAACAAAUGAGGGCCCUGUACAAUCAUCUUAACACAGAAGUACAGAAAUCUGAGUUUUAUAAAAUCAUUACGGAGAAGCAGCCUUUAUUAUUGGCUGAUCUGAUCAGGUUUUGCUCUUCCAUGAAAAACUGACUGACAUACAAAUAAGUAAAUUAUACAUACACUUGUUACCAGGAAACGUGCCAGUUGAAGAGGUAAAGAAACAUCAACAGAGCUGUACAUACAUUAAGACCAGCUCCAGAUGUCAACUAAUCCCCUGCAGACAAUACAAACCAUGCUGUG